This is a messenger RNA of Dentiscutata heterogama, 351 nucleotides long. The record is from the annotation of a GenBank genome assembly. NCBI's taxonomy places the organism in Eukaryota, Fungi, Glomeromycota, Glomeromycetes, Diversisporales, Gigasporaceae.
AUGGUAACUUGUUUAAGGUGUGGUAAAAAAGGUCAUUAUUCAAAAAAUUGCCUCACAGAAAGAGAAACACCAGUUCCCCAUGGAGAAAAAUCUACUCAACCCACUAGGGUCAUAAAACGUGAAACUGAAGCACACUAUGGUGGAGUCAAUAACAAUUAUAAUGAAAGAGAAAUGUACACUAUUGAUAAUAGAGAAAAUCUCAAAGAUCCCUUAAAUAAUGAUGAUAAUCUGUUCGAUCAAUUGGUUUAUGAAAAUGAAGAAGUUAAAGAAACUGAUGAAUAUUUUACAGAAGAAAUGUUAAGUGAAAAAGAAGAUUCAGAAUUGUACAUUAACCCCUGGCAAAAUGCUUAA